AUGUCCGACCCCAAUGCUGCCAAACGAAAAUGGGCCCCGAAGAGUAGAAGCGGCUGCAGUACCUGCAAAUCCAGACGAGUGAAGUGCGAUGAGAAGCAGCCAAUAUGCACCCCUUGCUGCAAAAGUUCCCGUCAGUGCGAGUAUUCACCUAAUCGAGAUCCGGAUCCCCUGAAAGUGGUGCUCUGGCGUCCAAAUGAUGUAUCCAUCCAACGCAUCUCUCCAACCCCACACCACUCUAACGAGGAGUCUCGAGCAUUUCAUUUCUUCCGCAACAAAGUUGCUACAAACCUCGGCGGGUUUUUUGACUCCAGUUUCUGGACUCUCGAUGUCCUUCGAGUUGCCCAGCAUGAAGAACCAGUACGCCAUGCUAUUGUGGCUUUGGCUUCGUUGUCAGAAACCUUACUUGACACGGCUCCUGGUUCUAGUAGACCGCCUCCCGAACCCUUCGCUAUCCAACAAUACAGCAAAGCAAUAUCAAACUUGCGGAAGAAGAUUGAUGAAAAUGAUGGCUCGUCUAUGGAGGUCAUACUCAUCACCUGUGCGCUGUUCAUCUGCUAUGAGAUGUUCCAGAGCCACAACGAGGAAGCUUUAAGUCAUAUGUCAAGUGGAAUAUAUAUGUAUUUCAAUUGGCAUUCGAAUCGUCGCGAAAGAUUACCCCAAAACCACCCUAGCUCGAUUGAAGUCCAGCUUCAACGCCUUUUCGGGAGGAUGAUGCUGCAAACCAUCUUAUUUGUCCAGACUAAGCCCCAAGAGUGGAAGUUCGUCAUACCUUCCUUCACACCAGAGUUACCAUCAAUACCUUUUGUCUUCUGCUCUCUUGAGGAAGCAAGAGAUAAUCUAGACGGGUGCAUGGGUUCCCUCUUCCAUGGGAUGUUAGCGUCUAAAUUCCAAGGCUUGGAUAACAGCUGCGAAGAGAUUUCAAUGGACUCCAUAUCCCAGCAUGACCCUUUCGCAAAAUGGGCAUUGGCCUACAAAAGGUUCAUAGAGGAGCAAAUUGGGACACUAUCCCCUGGAGAGAGGAAGGCAGCAACCUUUCUCGAGAUUCAACAGAUCACAGGCAGCAUCAUAGCUGCAACAAUGCCCGUCAUCGACGAAAUUGUUUUCGAUUCAUUUGAUCAAAGCUUUUCUCAGAUCGUUACUCUUGCCACUCAGCUCUUGUGUAGUAACGAUGGACAUUAUACAGACUCGGAACCACCACUGUUUCCAGCCUUCGAAAUGGGCAUCAUACCGAAUCUUUACUUCCUCGCUUCACGCUGUCGUGAUCCAUCGCUAAGACGUCAGGCACUACACCUGCUGCGCCUAGGGCCGAGGCAGGAGGGCAUCUGGCAUAGAGAUGUAUUGGGCAGUAUCGCUGAACGAAUUAUGACUAUGGAGGAGAUCGGUUGCCAGAAUGUGCAGAGAAGUGCAGAUAUUCCCAGGAGUGCGAGGUUGUCAAUAUUAAACACCACGAUAGAGUCGGCGCAGCGCACUGUUACUAUGCAUUGCUGUCGACAGCAGAGUGAAGAAGGAAUAGGACAUGUUAUAUACGAGAUAGUGGAAUAUUAG
Lachnellula hyalina is the source of this 1545-nucleotide messenger RNA. RefSeq names its product Sterol uptake control protein. The transcript has a single exon. The coding region runs from base 1 to 1545 and encodes 514 amino acids. Gene Ontology annotation, molecular function: zinc ion binding; DNA-binding transcription factor activity, RNA polymerase II-specific. The record is from RefSeq and is a predicted model, not a curated record. Lineage: Eukaryota; Fungi; Ascomycota; Leotiomycetes; Helotiales; Lachnaceae. Gene Ontology annotation, biological process: regulation of DNA-templated transcription.